Paramecium sonneborni is the source of this 755-nucleotide messenger RNA. Lineage: Eukaryota; Ciliophora; Oligohymenophorea; Peniculida; Parameciidae. The record is from the annotation of a GenBank genome assembly.
AUGUAAUUUUUUAUUGGUAAAAGUCAAGAGAAUAAAAAUUUAUUUGCCUAAUAAUCAUUAAAAAGAUUAACAAAAGAUCUUCUUGAUGAGAAACUACAAGAAUUAAAUGAUAAUACAUGUUAAAUAUAGAUAAUCCCAAAUGGUGAAAAAUUGCAUUUAUAAAUAUCUCCAAAAAUCGGCUCGUUUAUUUAUAACAAUUACUAAGUAUAUCAAACUUGAGUAUUUUAGUUUUACCUAGAUUUUACUACUAAUUAUCCCCAUAAUCCUCCUAUAAUUUAUGUAGAAUCAAACAUUCCCCAUCCUAACAUUGAUUUAAAAAAUCAUUAAGUUUAUCUGAAAUUUUUUGAUCCAACAGUUUGGAAACCAAUAUAUGGGUAUUUUUAGAUUUAUAACUUAGAUUAUACGAAAUAAUCUUGGCAAUAAAAUAAACAAUUCUUUACAUAGAUUAUACAUAUAUUCCAAAUGAUAUAUAAUGUAUCAAAAGUGCUUAGAGAAUGGGUUAAUUGGAUCAUAGUACUGAUGAAGAAGAAACAGAUGACAAAGGAUUUGAAUUAAGUGAUAAUUUCAAAAGAAAUUUUGAGUUACCUCUACUUUCAAGAAUCAGUGUGGAAAAUGAAUAAUCAGAUGAUACAGAAGAAGAAAAUCAAGAUGAUCAUUUUGAAAGAUCUGGUUAAGAACCUGCAAUAAUCAAUUUAACUAAAAAUACAAGACACAUUUUAGAUGAUAAAAAUACAUUACCUAAACCAAAAAAGUGA